UGACGUCAGAGGGAGGACAGUUACAGGAGGAAGUACUUCAACUGCAACCCGCUGCUGACUGAAACACUCAGAGACUGAGGCAACUUUCUACAGCAGGGAGGGAAACACAGCUGACUGCCUGUUGUAACCUGAUGUCUUCUGGGUUUUCAGCUUCAGAGACCAAAUGGCUUCCAGAUCAGAGGAGGAUUUCUGCUGUCCGGUCUGUCAGGAGGUCUUCAGAGAUCCUGUUGUUCUGUCAUGUAGCCACAGCUUCGGUAAAGUCUGUCUGAAGAGCUGGUGGAGAGAAAAACAAGCACCUGAGUGUCCAGUUUGUAAGAGAAGAUCUUCAAAGGAUCCCCCGCCUAACCUGGCGUUAAAGAACCUGUGUGAGGCCUUCUUACAGGAGAGAGAUCAGAGAGCUUCAGAGGCUCUCUGCAGUCUGCACUCUGAGAAAAUCAAACUCUUCUGUCUGGACCAUCAGCAGCCAGUGUGUGUCGUCUGCAGAGAUUCAGAAAAACACAGCAACCACAGAUUCAGACCCGUCGAUGAAGCUGCACGACAACACAAGAAGGAACUUCAGGAAACUCUGGAGCCCUUAAAGGAGAAGUUAAAGGUUUGUGAACAAGUUAAAGUGAAGUUUGAUCAAACAGCAGAACACAUGAAGGUCCAGGCCCGACACACAGAGAGGCAGAUUAAGGAGCAGUUUAAGAAGCUUCAGCAGUUUCUA
Messenger RNA from Micropterus dolomieu (smallmouth bass), 706 nucleotides. Its product is annotated as E3 ubiquitin-protein ligase TRIM17-like. The record is from RefSeq and is a predicted model, not a curated record. The transcript has a single exon. The annotation marks the transcript as partial. Lineage: Eukaryota; Metazoa; Chordata; Actinopteri; Centrarchiformes; Centrarchidae. Gene Ontology annotation, biological process: protein ubiquitination. Gene Ontology annotation, molecular function: zinc ion binding; ubiquitin-protein transferase activity.